UAAACGGCAGCCCGGGGCGAGCCGCUGCGGCGGGGGGUAACGGUCCCUGUGCCCCCCGCAGGUGAUGCGAGGAUGACCAUGGCUCAGGCUGGAGCCCUAGUCGCAGCUGCCACCGGACUCCUCGUCUUCUUCCUAUACGCCUCCAUCCACAAAGUUGAGGAGGGGCACCUGGCUGUGUAUUACAGGGGUGGUGCAUUGCUAACCAGUCCUAGUGGCCCAGGCUACCACAUCAUGCUCCCCUUCAUCACCACCUUCAAAUCUGUGCAGACCACGUUGCAGACUGAUGAAGUGAAGAACGUGCCCUGUGGGACCAGCGGCGGCGUCAUGAUCUACAUCGACCGCAUCGAGGUGGUGAACAAGCUGGCUCCCUAUGCAGUGUACGACAUCGUGCGGAACUACACCGCCGACUACGACAAGACCUUGAUCUUCAACAAGAUUCACCAUGAGCUGAACCAGUUCUGCAGUGCCCACACCCUGCAGGAAGUCUACAUUGAGCUCUUUGAUCAGAUAGAUGAGAAUUUGAAGUUGGCCCUGCAGAAGGAUCUCAAUGUCAUGGCACCAGGCCUCACCAUCCAGGCUGUGCGUGUCACAAAGCCCAAAAUCCCCGAAGCCAUCCGGAGGAACUUUGAGUUGAUGGAAGCUGAGAAGACCAAGCUGCUGAUUGCAGCCCAGAAGCAGAAGGUGGUAGAGAAGGAGGCAGAGACAGACAGGAAGAAAGCCCUCAUUGAGGCAGAGAAGGCUGCUCAGGUGGCCAGGAUUCACUACCAGCAGAAGAUCAUGGAGAAGGAGACGGAGAAGCGCAUCUCGGAGAUCGAAGAUGCUGCCUUCCUGGCAAGAGAGAAAGCAAAAGCUGAUGCUCAGUACUACACUGCUCAGAAGCUGGCUGAUUCCAACAAGCUGAAGCUCACCCCUGAGUACCUGGAGCUGAUGAAGUACCAAGCGAUAGCUGCCAACAGCAAGCUCUACUUCGGCGACCGCAUCCCCAGCGUCUUCGUGGACUCCUGUGCCUUCCAGCAAGCCAACCUGAGGCCUGCCCCAGAAACCAGCUUGCCCUCCCAGGAGGCCCUGAAGACCUCUGGAGAAAGCCACCUCAGAGCAGAGGAAAGCACUGGCUGAGAGAGGCGGGAAGGCUGGCUGUGG
Dryobates pubescens (Downy woodpecker) is the source of this 1140-nucleotide messenger RNA. It is a transcript of the gene ERLIN1, whose product is annotated as ER lipid raft associated 1. Gene Ontology annotation, biological process: SREBP signaling pathway. The coding region runs from base 73 to 1116 and encodes 347 amino acids. Gene Ontology annotation, cellular component: endoplasmic reticulum; endoplasmic reticulum membrane. Gene Ontology annotation, molecular function: cholesterol binding; ubiquitin protein ligase binding. The record is from RefSeq and is a predicted model, not a curated record. The transcript is spliced from 11 exons. NCBI's taxonomy places the organism in Eukaryota, Metazoa, Chordata, Aves, Piciformes, Picidae.